CUCCGGGUUCCGGGCCGCUCCAACGAUGGUUCUAAGGCGGCUGCUGGGCGUCUUGCUGCACAACCCGCAGCUGGUGGAACGCCUGUCCGAGUCGCGGCCUAUCCGGCGUGCGGCGCAGCUCACCGCCUUCGCCCUGCUGCAGGCCCAGCUGCGCGGCCAGGACGCGGCCCGGCGUCUGCGAGGCCUCGCGGCCGGGCCCGCGGGUUCCCUGGGCCGCCGCGCUGCCCGCUUCAGAGACACCUUCACUCGGGAGCUCCGCCGCGGCCUCCGCGAGCGCCCGGGACCACCACCAGGUAGCCAGCGGGGCCCGGGAGCAAACCACUAACCCCGGGCUGGGCCGGGCCGGGCCGAGGCCGCCCCUCUCCCUUCCGGCUGGACACGGGCCUCGGCGCUAAGGAGUCCUCCCCAGCCCCGCGCACGGCUUCUCCUCCUGACACCUGUCGGCCUGCGGAGCUCCACGCAUCAGAGAGCCCAGGCCAGGCGGGCACACCCGGUGAGCCCUGAGAGCGGCAGGGCCAGGGAGUGAAGGGAGCCCCGAAGCCUAACAGAAAUGAAGAUCGGCUGGGCCCCGACCCACCGCCUGCAGAGCCAUGGACCGUGCCGCAGCCCGAAGGAGAGCCUGCCCUCCACGUAGGAGACCAAGACUCCUGGUGGAUGCUGCGGGCUCUGCUUCCAGCGGAGAUCAUGGAUGGAAAGCCAGCCCAGUCGACGCCAAAACCCUCUGAUUAAAUGUGCGAGCUGAGAAA
Myotis daubentonii (Daubenton's bat) is the source of this 746-nucleotide messenger RNA. It is a transcript of the gene NCBP2AS2, whose product is annotated as NCBP2 antisense 2 (head to head). The record is from RefSeq and is a predicted model, not a curated record. NCBI's taxonomy places the organism in Eukaryota, Metazoa, Chordata, Mammalia, Chiroptera, Vespertilionidae.